This is a messenger RNA of Drosophila albomicans, 1808 nucleotides long. RefSeq names its product probable cytochrome P450 28a5. The record is from RefSeq and is a predicted model, not a curated record. Gene Ontology annotation, molecular function: monooxygenase activity; heme binding; iron ion binding. The transcript has 5 exons. Lineage: Eukaryota; Metazoa; Arthropoda; Insecta; Diptera; Drosophilidae.
GAAUCGCAGUUAUAUCGCAACAUUCAAGCGAUCAACAUCAAGUAGAACUAGAAUUUGAACUACAAAACUAAAAUGCUCGAGAUUACUUUAACCCUGCUGCUGGUGCUUGUGGGUGUCACUUAUGUGUUUAUGACAUGGAGCUUUGAUUACUGGCAGAAACGAAAUGUUCCGGGUCCCAAGCCCAAAAUCUUUACUGGAAACUAUCCCAAUAUGUACACAAUGAAGAAGCAUACCAUCUACGAUAUCGAUGCAAUAUAUCGUGACUACAAACAUCAAUACGAUGCUGUGGGUAUCUAUGGUGCAAGACGACCUCAGUUGUUGGUGAUUAGUCCAGAGCUGGCGAGGCGUGUAUUCGUCUCGGACUUUAAAAGCUUCCACGAUAACGAAGUUACGACCAUGAUCGACGAGAAGACCGACUUCUUAUUUGCCAACAACCCAUUUACUCUUGCGGGCGAACAGUGGAAAAAACGAAGGGCCGACGUUACUCCUGGUCUGACACAGGGUCGAAUCAAGACUGUCUAUCCAGUUACCAAUGAAGUCUGUACGAAAAUGUCCACCUGGCUGAAAAAGCAACUACAAGUAGCUCCUCCAGAGGGAAUCAAUGCCAAGGAUUUAUGUCUGCGCUACACCACUGAAAUGGUGACAGAUUGUGUGCUCGGUCUUAAGGCAGAAAGUUUCACGGACAAGCCGACACCCAUCAUGGAUCACAUCAAGGAUCUCUUCUCACAGCCCUGGACAUUUGUGAUAUACUUUGUGCUGAUCAGCACCUUUCCAGCACUGCGAACAUUAAUCAGACUUCGCUUUGUACCUCUCGCCACCGAAAAAUUCUUUAUAAAUCUAAUGCAGGGUGCAAUUGAUGCCCGACGUGCUCAGCUGUCUACAGGCAAGCAAUUUGAGCGCGUAGACUUCCUUGACUAUAUUCUACAAUUGGCCGAGAAAAGGAAUCUGGACACACGCCGUCUGACUGCUCACACCAUGACAUUCCUCUUGGAUGGCUUCGAAACAACAGCAAGUGUUUUAAGUCAUACCCUGUUGCUGCUGGGACGGAAUCAACAAGCACAACAGCGUCUAAGGGAAGAGAUUAAGGCUCAUCUGAACACUCAAGGUGUCGUUGAGUUUGAUAAGCUCAAUGAGUUGCCCUUCCUGGAUGCUUGUAUUCAGGAAUGCAUUCGUCUUUUCCCACCUGCCUUUAUGUCCACUAGACUGUGCACUGAGACCAUUGAGUUGCCAAACAAAAACGGUAGCAACUUUACAGUGGAGCGAGGCACCACUGUCCUUGUUCCCCAUUAUUGUUUCAUGGUGGACGAAGAGCACUUUCCCAAUCCACAGGAAUUCCAGCCGGAUCGCUUCAUGCAACCAGAUGCUGCCAAAAUGUAUCGGGAACGUGGCGUCUUCAUGGCAUUCGGUGAAACAAAUAUGUUCUUCACUUAACAAUAUAUUUUUAAUGUACUAGGUAUGCGCUUUGCUAUGGCGCAGAUCAAGGCAGCUCUCAUCGAGGUCAUUACCAACUUCGAUAUCCGCGUCAAUCCCAAGACUCGCAAAGACAAUUUGCUCGAUCAGGCAAAUCUUAUUACCUCACUAAAAGGUGGCAUUUGGUUGGACAUCAAAGCACGCCAGUAAUCAUAAAAUCAACCUUUUGUCUUUUGCCUUUUCUCUGAAUGUUUAAAAGUAAAUAUGUAGAAUAUACCGUAAGCAAUGCAAUUUGAGGAAUAUUUUUUUAUAAACAACGAAUUAAACUAUUCGCAUUCAAGUAUUUAGCUACAAUGUCCCAGCGGUGAGCGAAUAUGUAUUCCAUAGUUUAUUGUUUG